UAGGCAACAUAGGUCUAAGCAAUGUUGUAAUACAGGUCCAUAUUUGUGUUUUUAGCGCUCUGUCAUGGAAUCUGUGCUCGAUUUGCCCACAGCAGAAGCUACUGAUUGCGUGGAGAAUGUUGUCAAUGAGAAUUCUUCCGUGGAAAGCCUGUCCCAUUUAUCCAAUGCAGAAGCUGCGAAUUGUGUCGAAAACAGUGCAGUUGGUUCUUCAGUAAUUGAUUGUGGUAUACAGUCGAAAGUAGAAAUGGAAGACAGGGCGACCGAAACUUGCAAUUUUUUCUCAGACAUUGUGCACGAAUUAAAACGUAAACUGAAGUGCGUCCGUGAAAAACUUCGAAGAAGAGAGAAGAAGGUGUUUUCCAUGGAUGACAUCAUAAGUUCAUUGAAGGAGAAGGGGCAUCUUCCUGAGAAGUUACAUAACUUCCUCAAUCAUCAGAAAGGAACACAAGUGGAAUUAGUGUGCAAUUUAGUGAACUCUCUCUCUUGUCAAAUGGGUGGCAAGUGUAGACUGUGAACCUGGCUUCUUAAAAGAUGUUUUUAAGUACAUUGAUUUGAAUCCAAUUCUAAGGGACCAGUUCAGUGAUUCAUGUCUAAUAGACAGUAUGGAAAUUAGGAAGCAAGUAGUUUGGGACCAAGGAACUAAGCAAUACACAGGUUUUUUAGACUUUGGUGGGGAAGUGCAUCAGUCAAAAGAAGUA
Messenger RNA from Schistocerca cancellata (South American locust), 698 nucleotides. RefSeq lists its product as uncharacterized. The record is from RefSeq and is a predicted model, not a curated record. The transcript is spliced from 2 exons. The coding region runs from base 65 to 514 and encodes 149 amino acids. Lineage: Eukaryota; Metazoa; Arthropoda; Insecta; Orthoptera; Acrididae.